Messenger RNA from Colletotrichum navitas, 1350 nucleotides. RefSeq lists its product as uncharacterized. Lineage: Eukaryota; Fungi; Ascomycota; Sordariomycetes; Glomerellales; Glomerellaceae. The record is from RefSeq and is a predicted model, not a curated record. Gene Ontology annotation, cellular component: mitochondrion. The transcript has 2 exons. Gene Ontology annotation, molecular function: (3R)-hydroxyacyl-[acyl-carrier-protein] dehydratase activity. Bases 16 to 1035 code for a protein of 339 amino acids.
AACGGGAUCGUGAGCAUGAGACCACUUACUUCCCGGCUCCACGCUAUACGCCGGGGCUACUCAACUCAACAUGCCGCUACUUCACUGGAGGCUGGAAUCGCCAAGAUCCUGCACACCAAUAAAAAAAUCCCAGACCACCUAUCGCUAACACCAUCGCAUCUUCUGGACCUCUUGUUCUCGGACAUCUUCCCAUCGCCUGGAUCUUCUUCACUCUCCAAAUCAACGCCACUGAACUCUCCCACAUCGUUGAGUCCCACAUCGUUGAGUCCUGUUCGAUCGUUGCCUCAGGGUCACCAUCUAGUCUACUUCCCUCUGCAGACCCCGCCGUCCAGGCUCAUGCCAGACGGUACGGAUCCGGAUCACUGCCCCGGAGCGCCGUUUACGCGUCGCCUCUGGGCGGGCGGCGAGGUCAGCUUUCGCGAGGCCUGGGAACAUGAGCUUUGCCUAGAUGGACGGCGGGCGGAGUGCAUCGAGAGCGUGGAUGAUGUGCGGGCCGAGAAGGGGAGGGUUUGGGUCGAGCUCUGGCGUCGGUACGCGGCGGCAGAUGCCGCCGGUGGUAAUAAAAGUCCCGCAAUCGAGGAAAGGAGGACGCUGGCCUUUCUUCCAGAUGUUGAUACUUCCGCACCGACUCGGCGCGGCUUGAAACCCCCCCAUAAGUCGACGGCGUCUCUCUCUCUUACGCCAACGCAGAACCUCCUCACCAACUUCAGCGCCCUGACGUACAACGCGCACGCAAUCCACCUGGACCCAGCGUGGGCCGCGAAGGAAGGACACGCGGCGACGUUAGUUCACGGACCCCUUUCUCUCGCGCUGAUGCUCACGUUCCUCAAUGGGUUGGGCAACGGGCAACGCGUGCGUUGGUACGGGUACCGGAACCUGACGCCACUGUAUUGCGGUCGCGAGAUGAAGCUUUGCGUUCGCGAAAAGGAAGCCGCACGGGUUGGGAGCGAGAAGGAAAGGAGGUGGGACGUGUGGAUCGAGGGAGAUGACGGGGUAAUGGCAGUCAAGGGGGUUGCCACGACUGUUGACGUCUAGGUUGUGGGUCAAAGAGAUUGUGGAAUGAUAAAGCUCGAUGUGAUUACAGGAAAGCGCUUUAUGCAGGAGCAUUAAUCGGGGGCAUGGUUGCUAAAACGACUGUUGAGGACCGCCCAAAUAGGUGUCCCGAAACUACUUGUUUGUGUACAAAGUUGACGACUGUUGACGCAAAGCAAUCUCGCAACGACUAAGUUUCCAAUUCCCUGUUUCUCUCUUCCUCGGAUGGUUGACAGGCGUGCACAACUCCUGCCUGUUCAUUAUGCUAUGGCUUCUAGAGCACAUCACAAGUUGGCUGCACUAUGACAAUCAACCAAG